UGGCGCGCAGCUUGAUGACGUCACGUCACAGUCGCGCUUAAGUUUUCCCUGCGCAUGCGUGCUGCCCUCUUUUCUGGUGGUGAAGAUGGCGGGGACAGAGGAGAAGAAGAAGCUGCCGUCCGUUCCAGAAAGCCUUUUAAAAAGGCGAAAAGCCUUCGCGGCAGCAAAGGUCCGAAGGGUCAAGCGAAUUCUGACCACAAAAAAGGUCCGUAAAGAAAAAAGGAAGAUAAUCUACAAGCGGGCAGAGGGCUACUACAAGGAAUACAGGCAGAUGGCCAGGCGCGAAAUUCGCCUGGCCAGAAUGGCCCGAAAGGCCGGAAGCUAUUAUGUCCCUGCUGAACCUAAGUUGGCAUUUGUUGUUCGAAUCAGAGGCAUCAAUGGGGUCAGCCCAAAGGUUCGCAAAGUGUUGCAACUCCUCCGGCUACGUCAGAUCUUCAACGGCACUUUUGUAAAACUCAACAAGGCUUCUAUCAAUAUGUUGAGAUUGGUAGAGCCCUACAUUGCCUGGGGGUACCCCAAUCUGAAGUCUGUGAAGGAGCUCAUCUACAAGCGUGGAUACCUGAAGAUCAGAAAGCAGCGUAUUCCCUUGACUGACAACUCUCUGAUUGAGAAGCACCUUGGCAGGCGUGGCAUAAUCUGUGUUGAAGAUCUGAUCCAUGAGAUCUACACAGUUGGCAAAAACUUCAAAUCCGCAAACAACUUUCUCUGGCCCUUCAAGCUGUCUUCUCCCAGGGGUGGCAUGAAGAAGAAAACCACACACUUUGUGGAAGGUGGCGAUGCUGGUAACCGGGAGGACCAGAUCAACAGACUGAUCAGGAAGAUGAACUAAAAGGUUUCCCAUUGACGCUUCCCACUCUGGCCUGUUAAUAAUAAAAUCCAGUUACAAAA
Molecule: messenger RNA, 888 nt
Organism: Pseudophryne corroboree (corroboree frog)
Lineage: Eukaryota; Metazoa; Chordata; Amphibia; Anura; Myobatrachidae
Gene: RPL7
Product: ribosomal protein L7
Exons: 7
Coding region: 86-829 (247 amino acids)
Biological process (GO): maturation of LSU-rRNA from tricistronic rRNA transcript (SSU-rRNA, 5.8S rRNA, LSU-rRNA)
Cellular component (GO): cytosolic large ribosomal subunit
Molecular function (GO): RNA binding; structural constituent of ribosome
Source: RefSeq, a predicted model, not a curated record